UUGAAUUAAAAUAUUUUUAAAGUUGAAUUUCUCUUAGGUACCUCUGUGACCAGGUCCUCCUUCCUUGAUGGAUUAUACACUCGAACCCAACAUGACAACAAGUGACUACUACUACCCGGAUAUCUUCUCAAGCCCCUGUGAUGGGGAAGUUAUCCAGAGAGAAAGCAAGUUGCUUCUUGCCAUCUUUUACUGCCUCCUGUUCGUGUUUGGUCUUCUGGGAAACAGCGUGGUCAUUCUGGUCCUUGUCAUCUGCAAGAAGCUGAAGAGCAUCACAGACAUCUACCUCUUGAACCUGGCCCUGUCUGACCUGCUUUUUGUCUUCUCCUUCCCCUUUCAGACUCACUAUCAGCUCGACCAGUGGGUGUUUGGGACUGUUAUGUGCAAGGUAGUCUCUGGCUUUUAUUACAUUGGCUUCUUCAGCAGCAUGUUCUUUAUCACCCUCAUGAGCGUGGACAGGUACCUGGCAAUUGUCCAUGCUGUGUAUGCCAUGAACGUGAGGACAGCCAGAAUGGGCACAGCCCUGAGCCUGGGAGUCUGGCUGAUCGCCAUCAUGGCCACCAGCCCACUGCUAGUAUUUUACCAGGUGGCCUCUGAAGAUGGCGUCCUCCAGUGUUAUUUGUCUUACAAUCACCAGACUUUAAAGUGGAAGCUCUUCACCCACUUUGAAAUAAAUAUCUUAGGCCUGCUGAUCCCAUUCACCAUCCUAAUGUUUUGCUACAUUAGCAUCCUGCACCAGCUCAAGAGUUGCCAGAACCACAACAAGACCAAGGCCAUCCAGUUGGUACUCAUCGUGGUGAUUGCAUCUUUAGUCUUCUGGGUCCCCUUCAAUGCGGUCCUCUUCCUCACUUCCCUGCAUGACCUGCACGUCUUGGACGGAUGUGCCAUGAGCCAGCAGCUGAUGUAUGCCACCCAUGUCACAGAGAUCAUUUCCUUCACUCACUGCUGCGUGAACCCUGUUAUUUAUGCUUUCGUGGGUGAGAAGUUCAAGAAACACCUCUCAGAAAUAUUUCAGAAAAGUUGCAACCACGUCUUCCUCUUCUUGGGAAGGCCAAUCAUCAAGGAUAUGGGGGAGAAACCAUCCUCCUCCUACCAGCACUCCACCCGUUCCUCCAGCAUAGACUACAUUUUGUGAGGAUCUCUGCUUUCCCAGCCACUCCUCUUCCAAAGGACAAAAAUGGUUUAUACUGGGGUCUGAGUAUCCUUUUAGUCUUAGAAAUCUGGUUAUAGACACAAGAUAUAUUUCACAUUAAACUUGUAUUAGUAGGGAUGUAUUGAAGUUGUAUAUAG
Molecule: messenger RNA, 1287 nt
Organism: Myotis davidii
Lineage: Eukaryota; Metazoa; Chordata; Mammalia; Chiroptera; Vespertilionidae
Gene: CCR8
Product: chemokine (C-C motif) receptor 8
Exons: 1
Coding region: 68-1132 (354 amino acids)
Biological process (GO): positive regulation of cytosolic calcium ion concentration; immune response; G protein-coupled receptor signaling pathway
Cellular component (GO): membrane
Molecular function (GO): C-C chemokine receptor activity
Source: RefSeq, a predicted model, not a curated record